AUGGUGCCCUCAAAACCCUCUCCCACGGCUUCCAACAUCAUCACUCCUAUGACACCGCCGCAGGAGUCGGAAGCACCCCCGGUCAAGGAAAAGCGAAGACGGGCCGGUAAGCCCAAGGUUCGGACGGGCUGUGUAACUUGGAUUAAAUGCGACGAGCAGAAGCCGGCAUGCCAGAGAUGCAUCUCAACAGGUCGAACCUGCGAUGGCUACAAAACCACCACCAAGCCAAAGGCGACAAGAAAGCCGGGGUUCUCUCAACAGCUCUCAUCAUCUUCGUCGAUUAAUUCAUCAUCGUCAUCGCUGACGCUGCUGCGGCCCCUGGUGACAAACUUCAGCGGCGACUCGGUAGAGAGUCAGUACAUUUCCCAAUUUCUUCCCCUAGCGGAGGAUUUGGUCGGCAUCACGCAUAUUCACAACACCUUUUUCUGGGGACACGUCGUACCAGAGUAUUGUUUCACAUCCAAGGCAGUGAGGCAUGCCAUCGUCGCUCUCAGCUCUGCAUACCACGACUUUAGGCUUGCCGGCUCCAGCACAACCGUCAUCGGCCCGCCGACCAACUCGGAGCGGUACAUCAUCAGACAGUAUAAUCUGUCGCUGAAUAGGAUGGCCGAGGAGCUGAACGGCCUGCCGAUGAGGAAGCGCUAUGGAAUCAUCAUGAUAUGCUGCGUCUCGUUCUUCUACAUUGAGAUUCUGCGAGGAAACUGGCCGACUGCCAUGAUGCACCUUGCCAACGGCAUCCGGUUGAUGUCCAACCUACCGGACGAGGUCGAAGACGUCUUUCGCCACCCAGAAAUAUUCAGCCACGAUCACGACAAUUCUCAUGCCAGGGCUCUCUACAUGGUAAAGCUGCUUCGGCGGUGGGAAGGAUCGGCAGCAUUCAUGAGGACCAACUCGCCGCCAUCCCUGUCUCUCCAAGCUUACGAGACACGGAAGAGCAAUGCCGCAGGCCCCAAACAGUUUACAACGCUGGAAAAGCUACAAGAGGUUGUUGAUGACUUGUUCCAAGAUGUCAAUGCCUUUGGCUGGAUGUGCAGACAAUAUAACGGUGAUGACAGUACUUGGGAUCAUGAGGCUGCUCGUUUUCAGUUUGACGUACUUCACCAGAGAUGUUAUCACACCAGAGAGCUGCUGAAGAAGGCAAACAGCGCCUACGGGGAUAUGGAGCGGGCGCCGAACCCACGCGACUUUCUCAAGUAUAUGGGCUGCAUGCUCCGACAUCGCGGUGCGUCGAUUGCCCUUGAUUUCAUACCUCUGCCCCAAGGCAUGGCAUAUACGCCCCCCGACGAAGAGGAGAACAAGUUUAGAGAAGUGGCCUCUAUCGCCGAGGCGAUCAAGCAAGGUCUGCGGGCAUCGUUGGUGCCUGGAGUCUCGCCGUGGUUUAAUGUGGACUUUGGAGUCGUCACCACGUUGUAUAUCGCGGCGUCGAACUGCUACACAGUCGCGAUGAGCGAAAAGCUGUUUGAUAUGAUGAAGAGCUGGCCUUGGCGGGAGGAUCUGUGGGACGGUCCACUACUGAGACGGCAGUUGUAUGAGCUCAGGAAGCCCAUAGUCGAGGUGCCUGUCGCAACCACACCUGAUUCGGAGACGCCCGUUCCUACGACACCCCAUCUAAUGAAACUCGCGAUACGGCCACCAUCCCGAGCGGCAGUAUCAACAACAGACUCGGACGAUUAA
Messenger RNA from Trichoderma virens Gv29-8, 1674 nucleotides. RefSeq lists its product as uncharacterized. The transcript is spliced from 2 exons. Gene Ontology annotation, molecular function: zinc ion binding; DNA-binding transcription factor activity, RNA polymerase II-specific. Lineage: Eukaryota; Fungi; Ascomycota; Sordariomycetes; Hypocreales; Hypocreaceae. The record is from RefSeq and is a predicted model, not a curated record. Gene Ontology annotation, biological process: regulation of DNA-templated transcription. Bases 1 to 1674 code for a protein of 557 amino acids.